AAGGAACGCUGCGAGUAGCAGUGAGGCGGUGAGUGGGGUCGGGGGUUAUUGGGGGUGUUCCGGUCUGAGCCCGGAGCUGCUGUGCGUCCCCCCCUCUCCUGGAAGCCGCCGCCACCGCUCCGUGUUGGGGGUGGGCGGGGACCGAACCGCCCCGUCCUGGGUGGGAGCUUCGGGGAGGUCGGUGAGCGGAGCGGGACCCCCCUGAGCUGGCCCCGCCAUGGCCGCCAGCGAGGAUGGCGCAGCGCAGCCCAAAGCUGAGGAGCAGCAGCAGAGCAUCGGGACGCGGGUGGCCAACCUGCCCCUGGUGAGCUCCGCCUGCGGCAUCGUGUCCAGCGCCUACAACUCCACCAAGGGCAGCCACCCCUACGUCCGCUCGGUGUGCGAUGCUGCCGAGAAGGGGGUGAGGACUCUGACAGCAGCGGCCGUCAGUGGGGCGCAGCCCAUCCUCACCAAGCUGGAGCCACAGAUAUCCACUGCCAAUGAAUACGCGUGCAAAGGGCUGGAUAAGCUGGAGGAGAAGCUGCCCAUCCUGCAGCAGCCCACUGAGAAGCUCAUCUCGGACACCAAGCAGCUGGUGACAUCCACGGUGACGGGGGCCAGGGAUGUCCUGACCUCCACCGUGGCCGGGGCCAAGGAUGCAGUGAGCAGCCGGGUGACGGGAGUGAUGGAUAUGACCAAAGGGGCCGUGCAGGGCAGCGUGGAGCUGACCAAGUCGGCGGUGAGCAGCGGUGUCACCACCGUGAUGGGCUCCACUGUGGGCCAGAUGGUGGCCAGCGGGGUGGGCUCCAUGCUGGAGAAGUCGGAGGAGCUGGUGGACCACUACCUGCCUAUGACAGAUGAGGAGCUGGCCAAGCUUGCCACGGCUGUGGAGGGCUUUGAACCCGAGCAGCAGAAGAAGCAGCAGAGCUACUUUGUACGCCUGGGCUCUCUGUCAGCCAAGCUGCAGCACCGUGCCCUCCAGCACUCCCUGGGCAAGCUGCAGAGCGCCCGUUCCAGCAGCCACGACGUGCUGGGCCAGCUCCAGCGUGCCCUCGACCUGGUGGAGCAUCUCAAGCAAGGCGUGGACCAGAAGCUGCAGGGAGGGCAGGAGAAGCUGCAGCAGCUGUGGUUGGAGUGGAGCACCAAGCAGCCCGGCGGUGGCAAGGAGUUGGUGCCACCAGCAACGGUGGAGUCGGGUGUGCUGGCCCUGCUGCAGGGCUUGGCUCAGCAGCUGCACAGCACCUGCCAGCCCCUGGUGUGCAGCCUGCAGGGCCUCCCCGCCAGCAUCCAGGACACGGCAGCACAGGUCCGGCACAACGUGGAGGAGCUCCGUGCCAGCCUGACCUCGGCCACCUCCCUGCAGGAGCUGACAGGCAGUGCAGUGGCACGGGCUCGUGUCCACGCUACCAAAGCCCGUGAGCUGAUGGAUGAGCUGGUGGAGCACGUGGCACACAACACCCCCCUGUCCUGGCUGGUGGGGCCCUUUGCUCCUUCCGUGCAGCAGGGGCAGAGCGUGCAGGGGGAAUAGCAGCCCCUGGGGGGGGUUCCCAAGCUGAAAUCAGAGCUCCUACUAAUCCAUUCCUGCCCGAGUACCCAUUAACUUCCCUCUCUGCCCAUCCUGGGUGUUCCCUUGGCCAGAGCGGUGCCAGCAAAGUGCCUUAGCUUCCCCCAGUGCCUAUGGCUGCUCCAGCUCUUGUUGGCCAGCUCUCCAUCUUCUCUAGCCACCACUUGUCACCUUUGGUGCCUUCAGGCCCUUGCUCUUCCCAUCCUUGUGGCUGCAUCUGCCCCCAGUGAUGGUGCCUGGUGGGGAGGGGGCUGCAGCUUGGGGUGGGUAAAGCAAUAAACUCAGUUCAGUUUUGCAA
This is a messenger RNA of Gallus gallus (chicken), 1841 nucleotides long. It is a transcript of the gene PLIN4, whose product is annotated as perilipin 4. The transcript has 8 exons. Gene Ontology annotation, biological process: positive regulation of triglyceride storage; lipid storage. The record is from RefSeq and is a predicted model, not a curated record. The coding region runs from base 218 to 1507 and encodes 429 amino acids. Gene Ontology annotation, cellular component: cytosol; lipid droplet. NCBI's taxonomy places the organism in Eukaryota, Metazoa, Chordata, Aves, Galliformes, Phasianidae.